AUGACAUUGCCAGACUACCGUGCUGUUGUGGAGGUUUUUGCAGAACAAUAUCUGAGAUCGCCUAACGCUAAUGACAUUGCCAGACUACUACAUAUUGCUAAACAACGAGGUUUUCCAGGAAUGUUGGGCAGUCUAGAUUGCAUGCAUUGGAAAUGGAAAAAUUGUCCAACGGCUUGGGCGGGCCAAUACGCAGGUCGUAGUGGAUCCCCAACUAUUAUUCUGGAGGCCGUAGCUGAUUAUGAUCUUUGGAUAUGGCAUGCAUAUUUUGGUUUGUCAGGUUCCAAUAAUGACAUUAAUGUUUUAGAGGCAUCUCAUCUUUUUGCAAAACUCGCUGAAGGUAUUGCUCCUCCUGCUUAUUAUGUCAUUCAAGGUAAACAUUAUAACAUGGGUUACUAUUUAGCUGAUGAUAUAUAUCCAAAAUGCAUGAUAAUUGAGAAUGAACGUGAUCUUAAUGCUAUAAUUGAAAAUUGGAAGGAAGCGCUAGUUCCGGACGUAGAGAUGGUUGUAGAUGAAAAUGCUCGGUUUGAAGGAUUUCUAGCUCGUCAUCGACAAAUCAAUAAUAAAGAAGCUCAUAUUGCACUUCGAGAUACAUUAAUUGAUCAUUUGUGGGAUGAAUAUACUAAUUCGGAGACUUAG
Asparagus officinalis (garden asparagus) is the source of this 636-nucleotide messenger RNA. RefSeq lists its product as uncharacterized. The transcript has 2 exons. The record is from RefSeq and is a predicted model, not a curated record. The coding region runs from base 1 to 636 and encodes 211 amino acids. Lineage: Eukaryota; Viridiplantae; Streptophyta; Magnoliopsida; Asparagales; Asparagaceae.